AUGCCUGAUAUCUUCAUUGUCAAUGACAGUGCUUCGUUCGCUUCGAGUGAUACCUUCUCUACUCAAGACUCGAUAGAGCAACCACAACCACUACACUCACUCCGUCGAAGAAACACAGUUGUCCAGCUCACAAGAAGGGUGUCUAAGAGAAUAUCCAAAACAAUCCUCAGGGCCGGUGUUCAAGAACAUGCGCUGAGCGAAAAGAAUAUCAAAAAUCUCAACGACGCAACAGAUAUUGAUCCACACAACCUAUGCUUGCCAUCUCAUCAGUUUCAUGAGGUUAAAAUAUACGACCCUAUUCACGAAAACAUUGAAGAGGAAUGCCCUAUUUUCGACGUGGAAGCAGCGAGAGAGAUGCGUCUUCAUCAGUCAUACGCUACCUUCUGUCAAAAUUUUACGCUAUCGGGGACAACAAAGAUGAGUAGGAAGUUCGACUUAUCAAUGGGGACGGAGUGGGCAGAGGAACAUACACAGUCCUCUCACACGGAUCAGACUCUCAAAAACAACGACACAUCUGAAUUUUCGGGUUCCCAUGCCUAUCCCGAGCACAUCACGGUCCAUUCAAGGCCCAGACCAAACACCGUCGCAUUCCCAAUAUCACGCCCAUCUACGGAUCUUGACGAUACACCAAUAUCACACUCAACAACUGUCGAGAAGCCCCCUUCAGGAUUGCCAGUCACAGACACAUCAAAGGUUGAGGAAGACUUGAACAGGAUCAGUUCGAGUUUUGAGAUAACACCCAACUCCAACUACCCCCAACCACCGCCUCGCAUCAUCACUCCAACUGUCUGGAUGGACAUGCAGCGCGACGAGCGAGAACGCAAAGCAGCUCGACGGCAGAGACUGCUAAAUCCGUUUCGGUCGUGGUUUAUGACAAGCCAGCCCUCGUGGGGCCGAAGACAUGAAGUCGUCGAAUAA
Molecule: messenger RNA, 918 nt
Organism: Penicillium samsonianum
Lineage: Eukaryota; Fungi; Ascomycota; Eurotiomycetes; Eurotiales; Aspergillaceae
Exons: 1
Coding region: 1-918 (305 amino acids)
Source: RefSeq, a predicted model, not a curated record